AUGAUGCGCCUGCUAGCGUUAGCGCUGUGCGUGCAGAGUCUAGUGCAGAUUCUGCCGAUGGCUAUGGCGAAACCUGACUUUGGCAUCAGCCUUACGAUCACGAGCAGUGGCAAGGUGUCGACGGCCGUCGAUGCGGCACAAUCCGUGCUGGAAGCGGUGGACGACAAUACACCGUUUACCGCUGAGGCCAACUACAAAGCACUGCAACCAUUGGCGAAUGUUAUGGAUAAGAUCGCAUCGGUGACAGUGGACCUGGGCGGUGAGCUGGUGCCACUCGUUACGAGCCUAGUGUCCGAUAUGUCCGGCGAUGUGUCUACAGUGUUCACCGCCGUGUUUACGAAGAUCACUGACGUUAAAACUGCGAUCAGUACGCAGCUUCCAACGGAUAUUGCAGAGAUAAAAAAUAUCUUCAAAACUCACUUCAACAGCCAAGGUCUCGACUACAUACCCAAGCAGCUAACCGAUGGUUUCAACCGGAUCGUGCAAGGAUUGGAUGAUCUCAAGGCGAAACUGCAGGCGCUCAAGAAGGCAAUCGAUGAUGCCGCUACCGAGGCUGGUGGUGUAGCGUCACUGACGGAUUCGCUAGUGAAGAAAUUCGUCAAACCAGCGUUCGUGUACAAUGUCGUGUUUUCCAUCAACCAGCUGAAGGCUUACCUGCCGUUAGUGAAGUUCACGAUCGACAGCACACUCGAGAACAUUAAUCUAGCCGACGAUUACCUGCUGCUGGUGUUCCAAGCUAUGCAACAGUCGGGCGAUAUUACAACAACGGCGAUUACGUCCGUAAAAACCGUAACGGACGCGAUAUCGGCCCAGGUUAAAACCGACCUUAACAUGUACUCCGAUGAUUUUGCCACUGUGAAGACCGACAUUGACGCACUCACACAAAUUCCCAACUCGCCAGAUAUUGGCAAGGUGAAAGAUGCGGUGGGCAGCUUUAGUACGGCAUUUGGAACACUCACCCCCACGCGCUAUCCGGCGAUGGAAGCACAACUGAAGAAGCUCAUCGAUACGAUUUCGAAAGCCCUUGCCGUGAAUUCCAAUCCCGGCCAGAUAUCGUCCGAUCUGCUCGAUAGUCUCAUUCUAACUGUGAUUGAGAAUGGCAAAUACGCACAGUUCUGUUUUAACAAGUAUUUCGGGCUGGUGUUUGGGUUCGUUACCUCCCUCGCGGACAGCGCCGGAUUGUGCUUUGACAAAGAGAUUCCACGCCUAAAGGUUCUGCAAGACACCUUAUCGAUUGCUAAGGAGCAACUGUGGACGGAUUUCUCGUCUAUGUCCGGGGAAUUGAUAUUGUGCGAUAUGUUAACACCCUCAUCGAAGCUGAACGAAUGUGUUCUCGCGGUUUCCGGGUUCUACAACGAUAUCGCCACACAGUUCGGGCUUAAGAUGCAGUUUUUGUUUGAUUUGAUUGAAUCAGAGACGGUGGCAAGCGCAAAUCGGUUCCUCAUUUGUGUUGAGCUGGUUAAGAUGAAUCUGGUGGAGAUCACCGAAACGACCCUAACCAACGAAAUCCGAAGCUGUGCUAAGGAUGGUCCAACGGCGGAUGACUAA
This is a messenger RNA of Anopheles moucheti, 1548 nucleotides long. RefSeq lists its product as uncharacterized. Lineage: Eukaryota; Metazoa; Arthropoda; Insecta; Diptera; Culicidae. The transcript is spliced from 3 exons. The coding region runs from base 1 to 1548 and encodes 515 amino acids. The record is from RefSeq and is a predicted model, not a curated record.